CAGCCAUGGCUCGUGGUCCCAAGAAACAUCUGAAGCGUGUAGCAGCUCCAAAGCAUUGGAUGCUGGAUAAACUAACCGGCGUGUUUGUGCCUCGUCCAUCCACUGGCCCUCAUAAACUGAGGGAAUGUCUGCCUCUGAUCAUUUUCCUGAGGAACAGGCUUAAGUAUGCCCUGACUGACGAUGAAGUGAAAAAGAUCUGCAUGCAGCGCUUCAUUAAGAUUGAUGGCAAAGUCAGGACCGAUAUAACCUACCCUGCUGGGUUUAUGGAUGUCAUCAGCAUUGACAAGACUGGAGAGAACUUCCCUCUGAUCUAUGACACCAAGGGUCGCUUUGCCGUUCAUCGUAUUACACCUGAGGAGGCCAAGUACAAGUUGUGCAAAGUGAGAAAGAUCUUUGUGGGCACAAAAGUGAUCUCCCGCUACACAAAAGGAAUUCCACAUCUGGUGACCCAUGAUGCUCGCACUAUUCGCUACCCUGAUCCCCUCAUCAAGGUGAAUGACACCAUUCAGAUUGAUUUGGAUACGGGCAAAAUAACCGACUUCAUCAAGUUUGACACUGGUAACCUGUGUAUGGUGACUGGGGGUGCUAACUUGGGAAGAAUUGGUGUGAUCACUGGCUCUUUUGAUGUGAUCCAUGUGAAAGAUGCCAAUGGCAACAGCUUUGCCAUCCAACUUUCCAACAUUUUUGUUAUUGGCAAGGGCAACAAACCAUGGAUUUCUUUUCCCCGAGGAAAAGGAAUCCGCCUCACAAUUGCUGAAGAGAGAGACAAGAGGCUAGCGGCCAAACAGAGCAGUGGGUGAAACGGUCUCUAAGAGACAUGCUGGAGACUUAUUUGUACUCU
This is a messenger RNA of Chionomys nivalis (European snow vole), 841 nucleotides long. RefSeq names its product 40S ribosomal protein S4, X isoform-like. Bases 6 to 800 code for a protein of 264 amino acids. Gene Ontology annotation, molecular function: RNA binding; structural constituent of ribosome. NCBI's taxonomy places the organism in Eukaryota, Metazoa, Chordata, Mammalia, Rodentia, Cricetidae. Gene Ontology annotation, cellular component: cytosolic small ribosomal subunit; ribosome. The transcript is spliced from 2 exons. The record is from RefSeq and is a predicted model, not a curated record. Gene Ontology annotation, biological process: translation.